Centropristis striata (black sea bass) is the source of this 1138-nucleotide messenger RNA. RefSeq names its product troponin T, fast skeletal muscle isoforms-like. Gene Ontology annotation, cellular component: troponin complex. The record is from RefSeq and is a predicted model, not a curated record. The transcript is spliced from 14 exons. Bases 1 to 1011 code for a protein of 336 amino acids. Gene Ontology annotation, biological process: regulation of muscle contraction; muscle contraction; sarcomere organization. Lineage: Eukaryota; Metazoa; Chordata; Actinopteri; Perciformes; Serranidae. Gene Ontology annotation, molecular function: tropomyosin binding; troponin I binding; troponin C binding.
AUGAUCUACAAGAUCCUCCUCCUUUCCUUCAAGGCCAUCAACAAUCUUGCCUCUCAGUAUCUCAACGAGCUUCUCCAUAUCAAGACACCCACGUGUUCUCUCAGGUCCUCUUCCUCCAUCCAGCUCAUCCUCCCACCUGCCCGUUUGAAGUCUGCUGUCAGCAUGUCCGACACUGAGGAACUGGAUCAGGUCGAGGCCCAGGAGGAGGUAGUAGAAGUAGAAGUAGCCCCUGAGGCGGAGGCCCAGGUGGAGGCAGAGCCAGAGGUAGAGCCUGAACCAGAACCAGAACCAGAACCAGAGCCAGAGCCGGUGGUGCAGCCGGUGGUUCAUGAGGAGGAAGACGCCUAUGAAGAGGAAGAGGAGAAGCCGAAGUUCAAACCUUCUGCUCCAAAGAUUCCCGAUGGCGAUAAAGUGGACUUUGAUGACAUCCAGAAGAAACGUCAGAACAAGGACUUGUAUGAGCUGCAGUCGCUGAUUGAUGCUCACUUCGAGUGCAGGAAGAAGGAGGAGGAGGAGCUCAUCGCACUCAAAGAAAGAAUUGAGAAGCGUCGGGCUGAGCGAGCUGAGCAGCAGAGGAUCCGUGCUGAGAAAGAUAAAGAGAGACAGGCCAGGAGGGAGGCGGAGCGGCAGAGGAAGGAGGACGCAGACGCCCACAGGAAGGCCGAGGAUGAAGCCAAGAAGAAGAUCGCUCUGAGCAGCAUGGGCUCCGGCUUCAGCAGCCACCUGCAGAAGGUUGAAGGGAAGAGAGGCAAGAAGCAGACUGAGAGAGAAAAGAAGAAGAAGAUCAUGGCAGAGAGAUGCAAACCUCUGAGCGUUGACGACCUCAGCGACGACAAACUCAGGGAAAAGGCGAAGGAGCUGUGGGAGUGGCUGCACAGCCUGGAGGCCAUCAAAUAUGACCACUGCGAGAAGCUCAAGAGACAGAGAUACGAGGUGGUCUCUCUCAGGAAUCGCAUUGACGAGCUGCAGAAACACAGCAAGAAGGGAGCCGCGUCCCGCCGCAGGAAGUGAGCGGCAGCUGGGAGACGGUCAGCCCGGACAGGAGGAGCCUCUCCUCGGCUACAGCAGCAGCGCAGAGCCCGCAGACACCUGGACGUCUUAUUGUGUCUGCUUGAAGUGAAACUGUUUUCUGGAUGAA